AUGUCUACGCCGAAGAAGAAAGUCCCCGCCAAGCCCUUCGACCGCAACGACCCAGAGGACGUCCGGUUCAUCAAGGACAACCCGCCGAGGCUCACCGUCAAGCGCUGCGAGGCCGUCCGGGCUUGCUUCGCCAAGAAGGUCAGCGGCCGGCCCCUCGCGUCGGCGGGCGGCCGCGCGACGGGAGAGAGGGAGAAGCUGGUCAAGUUCGGCCCGCGGUCGGGCGCGCACGACGCGCAGUGGAUGGCGCUCAAGGUGCGCGUCGACGUCACGCGCCGGCGGCACCUCAAGGACCGGAUCGGCCUCGUGCAGAACGUGCUCGCGUCGAGGCGCGUGGCCACGUACGCCGGCGCCCCGGGUACGGGCGUCACGGAGGUGCCGCUCCCCGUGCUGGACGGGGCCGAGAACGAGGCGCCCUUCUACGGCAUGGGGGCGCGGUUCGACACGGGCGCCGCGGCGCGGGGCGCGGCCAGGGCGGCCGACGACGUGUACAUCCAGGACGGGCCGACGCACACCGUGCCCGUGCUGGGGUACGUCAGGCAGGGGGCGGGCAAGUACGCGACGGUGGACCUCGAGAGGGUCGAGGUCCGGGAGGAGUUUGGCAUAUGGCUGUACAACGCGACCAAGAAGAUCACGUACCGGCACUGGACGUGGGGCUACUCUUACGUCUGGGAGGCCGCGAGGGACGAGCAGGGCGACUGGAGCUUCACGAGGAAGGAGUUCUCGGCUACGCCUCCGACGCUGCAGGACGAGAACCCUACUCGGGGGCCGGUCAGGAAGAAGCUGCCAGUCGCUGUGGAGGCGAACAGGGACAGGUGGACCGGAAAGCUGGUUCCCAAUCCGUACAUUGACAAGCGGGACGAGGGCGAGGCGCCGCCGGACGAGCCGCAGUCGGACGACGAGACGGAGCCCUUCUCGCCGGUGGACGUUGCGGAGGACCCGGAGCAGGUGGACGGGGAGGAUGGCGAUUCUGAGGAUGAGUGGUAG
Messenger RNA from Thyridium curvatum, 984 nucleotides. RefSeq lists its product as uncharacterized. NCBI's taxonomy places the organism in Eukaryota, Fungi, Ascomycota, Sordariomycetes, Thyridiales, Thyridiaceae. The record is from RefSeq and is a predicted model, not a curated record. The transcript has a single exon. Bases 1 to 984 code for a protein of 327 amino acids.